This is a messenger RNA of Dinoponera quadriceps, 3099 nucleotides long. RefSeq lists its product as uncharacterized. Lineage: Eukaryota; Metazoa; Arthropoda; Insecta; Hymenoptera; Formicidae. The coding region runs from base 634 to 3099 and encodes 821 amino acids. The transcript is spliced from 11 exons. The record is from RefSeq and is a predicted model, not a curated record.
AACCUUGGCCGCGGGAGUAUUGAUCCGGACACGCACAGCCGCGCCCACACCUUUCCCGAUGGUAUCGCCGGUACCCGCUGUCGCCUCCAAACAGACCGCAAUAAAAACAACCCUCACCUCAAUAUUUAUUUUUCGCUCUCGUGACCGGCGCGGCGGAGAUUAUCAUUACUACUUUCGUGCGAUUUAAUUGCAUUUUAGAUUCGGCCUCAGCUCGUUCCGAAUUAAAAUGUAAAUCACGAUCGAAAAUCGAGCCGAUAGAGUUCAAGUUUGCAUAAUUCGGACUGAGUCAGCUUACGUUUUGCGGAAUAUUUCAUCGAAGCAAAGAUCGAUGCAUCGUCAUUUCGGGGUAGUCUCGAAUUACUCCUGAGAAUCCGAUGAGAAGAAGAGAUAUAUCGAUUUCUCACCACUAAUUUCAGUUCGAUCCGGGAGAGAGGAGAGAGAGAGAGAGAGAGGAAGCUUAUGCCCAUGUUCAUCCACCGCGUUCGAGAAAGCGUGCCUUCGCCUUUUCCUGUUUUGUAAAAUUAUAUCUGUUGCCUUUUUGAUAUCUCCCUCUCGUUUAUGGCACUGGGGGAACGCGAAUGAGUGCACGUAACCACAAACAAUCCUUAGUACAUCGGACAUAACCAAGAAAGAAUGUCACUUCUGUUGGGCACCGCGGAAUCUCUCUAUUUGAACGAAACGAAAGACCUGUUUCUUCCCAAGGACGAAAAUGAUGACUACGAUUUUAAGUACAUACCUGCAAAUCAUUUUAAGUACAUAGUAAAAGAUGUACGCAGACAGAGGUGCAGAGAGGAAGAAGAAAACGUAUGGGCCUCUUUUGUCAAGCAACAAGAGUUAAGUACCAUGGCAUAUAAUAAAAAUGGUAUUCAACCAUCUAUCCAAAGUAUCAAGGAAUUGUUGGAUGAGGGUAUAAAAGAAGCGGAUAAAGAGCUUAAAAGACUAGAGACAGAUAUAUUGUCCGAUGAAAUAAAACAGGAACAUAGUGGUAGAACUGAAAAUAGACAAAGGAAGAGAUCAGAGGUCAAUAAUAUCAGGAAUCAGUCUUCGAAAAAGGUGCCAAUUACAAGAGACACUGGAACAGGCAGCACCAAUCUGCUGCUCGCAAUUCCCGAGGAAGAAAAUACUUCCGCUUACCGUGGGAGACAAGAGGCUGGAAAUUUUAAAUCAUACACGAAAAAGUCUUGCUCCGGUCAUGCUGUAGCGCGGAAGAGACAACAGUCGUCGAAGCGGCUUAUUCAUGCGACCAAUGGUAUCGAGUAUAACUCCAGUCCUGAGAGCAGCUCACGUCGAGACGACGCGAACGGAGUUAUUUACACACGGCCGGAUCCAUUUAUCAUGCAUAAGAUCCUAACGAUGCAGAGGAAGGUCUGCGAACUGCUGGACGAGAUCGCGCUUCGGCUGGGAAAUAUUCCGGUGCCGGACGGCAUUAAGGAUCUACAGAGGCGGCAGCAGUGCGUCGCGGAAUUCGUCGUGCGGUUCUCGAGAAACUACUUGUACGAUCUUAACAGAUACGUCAAAGACAUCCAGAGGCACAUGUGCAUCAUCUCGCCGCGAGCGAGAGUGAAGCCGAAUCAGAGAAGCCUGGGACUCCACAUGCACGCCAUCGAGCACAAACUACUUGCCGCUCAUCAGUUACUGUUGCAUGCAUUGGUCGCUUACUGCAAACACAUUCCUAGCUCGAUACUCAAGGGAAAUCCCGGCAGGUUUAGGGAAAUACUUCAAGUGGUUAUCGAUCUGAAGACAAUGUGCGACAGGCUUCACUUAAACACGAAUUAUCUCGAUGCAGGGGACACAGAUAUCCUGAUACUGGGGAAGGAUAUUGAAAGCAAGUGUAAUGUCAUUUUAUCAAAGUUAAAGUUGCAUUCGGAUAAUGAUCUGCUCGACAGUAAUAAGACGUCGUCGAUGGCGUCUUUCACCUCGCACUCGGCAAACAAUAAGAAGCGUAUCAAUCGUAAACAGUUGCCUAAUCGACUGAGUAUGUACAGCGCGGAUACCAAAGCUCCCAAAAGUAAUCUUAAACAGAGAAAUUACUAUCGUCAGAAAGAUAAAAAAUAUAAUAGGGUAGACGAUAAGAGAGUUUCUAAUGAGCCAGUAUCAGCGGGCCAGCCAUAUCCCAGCUCUGUAACGCUCGUGCCGAACGAGAACGCCAAUCAAAGUAGAAUUAGAAGGCACAGAGCAUAUGCAAAAGAAGAGGAUAUAAAGACUAUGAUGGAUAUGAUGUUACUUGCAGAUUCAGAUAACGGUAGCAACUUGGAGCUGCAAGAAGGUCAGGAUAACGCAAUGCUCACGAGGAGGCAGCCAAAAGCGUUGAGAAAAUUUCCCGACAAGCUGCAAUGCACAGAACAUUCUGAAACUAUAGAACAUAUUGUCAAGACCACUUCUACGAAUAACGAUGACGAACUGGUGAAAAGGGUGACGAUGAUCACUGAGGAGCACUUAUCCAACUUAGUGCCGGUUAUAGCAGACUUCAUGUCUUUUGUUUCUAAUAAGCAAAGCGGAUCAGAGGCGAGACCCGUGUCGGCAGCCUCUACAAAAACGUUGAUGGAAUUUCUGCAGAGAUACCAGUCACCGAAGAGCGCGAAUACAAAGACUAGCGUAGCUACAGGCUGUGACGCGUGUCAUUCUCCCAUGGUCAGCAGCUGUGAAUGCGAAAAUAUCAAAACAAACAGGGCAACGAAUGAAACGCAGAAGAGUGGACGGAACAUGCGACUGAUUUGUUUGUCUUCGAUGGACGAUGCAUCGAAAGAACCACGCGAUACGUUGUGUCAAGAUAAUUGCGAGAGUUCAAAGGAACUGCCCGAUUUUGAGACGAAGAUGAUGGAAGCGACACGGACAAGGGUAACGGACACGUCGUUUAGUAACAUCGAGCUUGUUGUUUCCGAAGAAACUGAGACGAACUUCCUAAAGUAUAAACGUGAAUAUCAGCGCUUGAUGCAAUCGAUUCCGAUGUAUUCCAGCAACACACAAAAUAAGCCGUGGGACAUUGUGGCUUGGAUAUCUGAUAAGCUCGUAGACGAGCUUAUAACGGAAAUUGCAAAAGAGCUGGAAAUGGAUGACGUUAUACAAAAGCUCUUCGAAUUGGAAUUCCAAGAGUUCUAA